UCCUCUUUAAAAAGUCCACAAACAAUUGCAUCUGAUCAGCUCUACAUUCCCAAUCCUCUCUACUCUUCACCCAAACCAUGGCUAGCGACCUCCAAUCGUACGCCAUCCUCUUCCUCAUCUGGCUCAUCUCCACUGUCCUUGUCCGGACCAUCUUCUCCAAUUUCCGAACCACGGCCCGCCACCAACCGCCGGGCCCAAUAGCUCUCCCGAUCAUUGGACACCUCCACCUCAUCGCUCCCAUCCCUCACCAAGCUUUCCACAAGCUCUCCAAGCGCUACGGCCCGUUGAUGUACCUCCGCCUCGGCUCAGUCCCCGCUGUCGUCGUAUCCAACGCUGACACCGCGAGAGAAAUCCUCAAAACCCACGAGACCGCUUUCGCAUCCCGACCUCAAUCCUCAGCCGUCCGCUACCUCACCUACGGUUCCUCUGACUUCUCCUUCGCUCCCUACGGCCCUUACUGGAAGUUCAUGAAGAAGAUCUGCAUGUCUGAGCUUCUAGGCGGGCGCACGCUCGAUCAGCUCCAGCCCAUCCGCCACGAAGAGAUCCGGCGAUUCUUGCGACUGAUACAUAAGAAAUCCAACGGCGGAGAAGUAGUCAACGUUGGCAAAGAUCUCAUAACGAUGACGAACAACAUAAUAUCGAGGAUGACGAUGAGCCGGAUAUGUUCAGACACAGAAGGGGAUGCAGAGGAAGUGAGGAAGUUGGUGAAUGAGGUGGUCGUGCUGACCGGCACGUUCAACGUAUCGGAUUAUAUCGGGUUGUGUCGGAACUUGGAUUUGCAGGGGCUGAAGAAGAGGUUCGAGGACGUACACCGGAGAUUCGAUGCGAUGAUGGAGAGGAUCAUCAAAGAGCAUGUAGAAGGGAGGAAGAUGAAGAUGGAGAGAGGCGAUGGUGUGAAGGAUAUUCUCGAUCUUUUGCUCGAGAUAUCGGAAGACGAGAGCGCCGAGAUGAAACUGACGAUGGAGAACAUCAAAGCCUUUAUCCUGGAUAUCUUUGCAGCAGGAACCGCUACAUCUGCAGUCACAACGGAAUGGGCGUUGGCGGAACUCAUCAACCAUCCUGACAUUUUCAAGAAAGCAAGGGCAGAGAUUGAUUCAAUAGUCGGAAUAAAUAGAUUGGUAGAAGAAUCCGAUGUCCUAAAUCUUCCAUACCUCCAAGCAAUUGUCAAAGAAACACUCCGACUACACCCAAGCCCAGUGAUUCUAAGAGAAUGCACCAAAGAUAGCAAGAUCGGAGGCUACGAUAUACCAGCUAACACCCAAGUGUUCAUCAAUGUGUGGGCCAUGGGAAGGGACCCUGAGCAUUGGGUGGACCCACUUGAAUUCCGUCCCGAGAGAUUCAUGUCGUCCGAUGAGAGCGACAGCAGUCACCACGUGGACCUUAGAGGGCAGCAUUUCCAUUUUUUGCCAUUCGGAAGCGGACGGAGAAGUUGCCCGGGCACUUCUCUAGCAUUGCAGGUUGUCCAAACGACGCUCGCUUCCAUAAUUCAAUGCUUCGAUUGGACAGUUGAGAUCAACGGAAAGAGUGCAACUGUCGAUAUGACGGAGGCCCCAGGAAUAACACUCCCUAGGGCACAUCCCUUGGUGUGUCUCCCCGUUGCCCGUGCAAAUCCCAUACCUUUAAAUUGACUUAUGAAACACUCUUUCAAGUUUGUGAUGACCACAACUGUGUGGAACCACCGCACAUGCCAACAUGGGACACGUGUAUGAGAUCCACGGUUCCCAUCAGGUGGGCCACAUUGUCUAGAUCUUCCGGCCUAAAAAUUAGAAUAUCUACAAGGCGCAUCGUGUCCCACCUGAUGGAAAAGUUCGAAUGUGGUGAACGUGCCAUUUUGGCAUGUGCUUGUGGACUUAGCCAUAGUAGCCUCGUACCUAAUGUUGGCGUGUGUCGUGUUGCAUGUCUUUCAUCCACGCCAUGCUUUUUAUCGACUUUUUCAAUAUUGUUUCUUAUAAUUAGAGUUUGUGAUGGUAAGGAUUGUGAAAUAAAUGUUUUGCUCCGUGCAAAUA
Messenger RNA from Magnolia sinica, 2006 nucleotides. RefSeq names its product cytochrome P450 93A3-like. Gene Ontology annotation, molecular function: heme binding; oxidoreductase activity, acting on paired donors, with incorporation or reduction of molecular oxygen, NAD(P)H as one donor, and incorporation of one atom of oxygen; iron ion binding. The transcript is spliced from 2 exons. Lineage: Eukaryota; Viridiplantae; Streptophyta; Magnoliopsida; Magnoliales; Magnoliaceae. Gene Ontology annotation, cellular component: membrane. The coding region runs from base 78 to 1628 and encodes 516 amino acids. The record is from RefSeq and is a predicted model, not a curated record.